AUGUCGGCUAUACCUAAUCUUCCUACCGAUACGCCUGGUAUCCAUGUGAACGGCAGUACGAAUGGUAUGGCUGCAAAGUCGUCUUUCAAGCUCAACGAUGCGCCAGUAGAGAACCUACGGCGUCUGAGAGUUGUCGUCAUUGGAGCCGGCUACUCAGGCAUCUACUGUGGUAUCCGUAUACCAGAAAGAUUGAGAAAUGUUGACCUGGUCAUCUAUGAGAAAAAUGCUGGCGUUGGAGGAACCUGGUAUGAGAACAGAUACCUUGGUUGCGCGUGCGACGUACCAUCACACUCAUAUCAGUACACAUUUCAGCCGAACCCGAACUGGUCGUCACUCUACGCCCCGGCAGCGGAGAUUCAAUCGUACCUCCAGGAUGUCGCGCAGAAAUACUCGGCGAAUAGGUUCAUCAAGUUGCGUCAUCAGAUUGAGGCAUGCCACUGGGAUGACAAAACUGCGAAGUGGAACAUUACAGUGAAGAAUCUUGCCACAGGCGAGGUGCUGAAAGACCAAGCGGACGUACUCAUCUCAGGAAGGGGUAAUCUGAACACGCCUUCUUGGCCCGAGAUAGAAGGCCUGAAUACAUUCAAAGGCGAAGUUAUGCAUUCUGCAGUCUGGAACCAGAGGUAUUGCACAUUUCCGCAGCUAGUCUUGAGUAGCAGAUUGACUAAGUUUGGGUACAGGUAUGACUUUGAAAACAAGCGAAUUGGUGUUAUCGGCUCCGGCUCUUCUUCUAUCCAGAUCGUCCCUUCGUUACAGCGACUACCAGGUACACAUGUCAGUACCUUUGUGCGUAGCAAGACGUGGAUAUCACCUCCUUUCGGCCAAGAGUUAUUCAACAAAUACGGCUUCAAUGGAUCGACAAUUCCCCAGGAGCUUCGUGACCGUUUUGCGAAUGACCCCGAGUAUUACUACAAAUUCAGGCUUACGGUCGAAGAAGACGGAAACGGUAUCCACGCUGUCACAAUGAAAGGGACUGAAUUGCAACUGGGCGCAAAGGACAUGUUCCACAAGCACAUGAAGGAGAGGCUAAAGAGCAAGCCGGAUAUCUUCGAAGCGCUCUUGCCAUCGUUUUCGCCAGGAUGUCGCCGUUUGACGCCAGGGCCAGGCUACCUAGAAGCACUGACACAGCCCAACGUAGACUUUGUCACAUCGCCUAUAACGCGCAUCUCCGAAUCUGCGAUCCACACAGCUGACGGUAAAACGCAUGAGAUUGACGCUCUUGUAUGUGCGACAGGCUUCAAGGCAUCUGCUCCACCUCCGUUUCCCUUGACCGGCAGCAAGGGUCUUUCUCUCACCGAAAAAUGGGACAAGCGCGCUGUCAACUAUCUCUCGCACUCCGUCGCCGGGUUUCCAAAUAUGUUCACAAUGCUCGGACCCAACGCUGCGAUCGGCUCUGGCAGCCUUACCACCAUGAUCGAAACAGUAGGCGACUACAUCAUCAAAUCAAUCCGCAAGAUCCAAAAAGACAACAUCGCAUCCAUGACCGUCAAAGAAGCGCGCGAGAAGGACUUCAUCGAAUAUGUUGACGCCUACUUCGAAGGUACAGUCUUCGCCGACGAGUGCCGGAGUUGGUACAAAAACAAAGGUACUGGCGAGGUCGUCGGACUCUGGCCUGGCAGCACAUUACACUGCGUUGAGGCAAUGCGGAGUCCGCGCUGGGAAGAUUUCGACUACGUCUACCUGGAUGAACUGGAGGAUCGGGACGCUGGCAAUGAGCUACAUGGUGUGGGUAAGAAAGCGAAUAGAAUGGCUUGGCUGGGUAAUGGGUGGAGUAUUGCUCAGAUGGAAAACAGAGAUUUGGGUUGGUAUUUGUACCCGGAGUUUGUAGACAAGCCUGUUGCGCCACUGCCAGAGAAAAAGGGUGUGUAUGGUGUGAGGCCGUUUUCGUAUUGA
Alternaria atra is the source of this 1893-nucleotide messenger RNA. RefSeq lists its product as uncharacterized. The record is from RefSeq and is a predicted model, not a curated record. The transcript is spliced from 3 exons. Bases 1 to 1893 code for a protein of 630 amino acids. Lineage: Eukaryota; Fungi; Ascomycota; Dothideomycetes; Pleosporales; Pleosporaceae.